Cotesia congregata is the source of this 744-nucleotide messenger RNA. The record is from the annotation of a GenBank genome assembly. Lineage: Eukaryota; Metazoa; Arthropoda; Insecta; Hymenoptera; Braconidae.
AUGAAGUCUAAAACAGAUGAGAAAGGCCAAAAUUUGAGAACUAUAAAUAACAAUUUCUUAAAAUUAAGAAAAGAAGUAAAAGCUGCUAAAACUAUAGUGAUACGUAAGCUAACGAAGAAAAUAACAGCGAUGAAAGAGAAAAAAAGUAAAAACCCAGAAGUUGAGAAAAAAAUUCAAACAUUGAUUGACCAAGUUAUGGACAUGAAGAAAUUUAAUAGUACUAAGCAGUGUGACAAAGUGUCAUUGUUCGCUUUAAAAAAUACCUUGGACUUGCAGCAAAUUUUGUCUGACUCCAAGAUAGACAGCAGAACGAAGGCGAUGGGGAGGCUGGUUUAUUUCAAGACGAUGAAAAUUGCUGUAAGUCAAUUCAAAGAAAAUAAUCCUACGUACUUGUCUUGGUUGGAGCAGAAAAAAGAAGAUAAAGCUGAGUCGAAGAAAGAUAAGAAGAAAAAAGAUCAAGGUAAACAGAAGGAGAAGAAGAAGUCUGGUGAUGAUGAUAAUAAUGAAGAUCAAGCGUCUAAAGAUGAAAAAUUAAAAAAAGGUAAAAAUUCUAAGAAAAAAGAACCUUUGGAUGAAGUUGAAGAUUCUGAAGCUGAAGACAGUGAAAAUGAGUCGGAGAAUGACAGUGAAGAUGAAGUGGACCAAGAAAGUGAAGACGAUGCUGAGGAUCGAUCUUUAAAGAUAUUAAAAAAUAACGAUGAUAAUAAUAAUAAUGUUGAAAGGCAAGCUUAUGAAGCUGCCUAA